AAUACUGUAAGCUGAACCUAAAAAGUAACCAAUAAGUACAAGCACACAACUUGGAAUCAUCAGUGCCUCUUCAUCAGCGAAAAUGAAAAGAACUGAACAAAAGCUGAUCCACAUUGCCAUCGUUGUGCUUUGUGCUCUUUCACCUACGCAACCAGCUUCAUCAAUACAGUUAUAUUGUAAUAACUACUCCGAAUAUUGUACCAUUAAUGGCGUAACAAUUAAUUCGGAAACGUCCGACUUCCCUAAAUUUCCUGUUCGUGCAAAAAUCAAUCUAGUCAACGCAAACAUUGACUAUAUUUCUCCAGAGAUUUUACAAGGAAUGAAGUGGGUUAGCCAGCUAACCAUCGCGAAUGGAAAGGUGAAAAAAAUCUUUCUGAAGCACGACCUUCAGGAGUUAGUUGCCACUGGCAGCGAGACAUACGACGUAAUCAUCGAUGAUGUUGCAAAUGAAGACUUGGAGCAAUUGUCAAUCACCCAAAAUCGACUCGACAAAAUUCCGGAAAACGUUGGAAAUCUGAAAGCUUUAACCGUCCUAACGUUGAACAACAACAAUAUCGAAGUGCUGGAUCUCGGCGAGUUGCAAGGCUUGGACAAGCUCAAAACAGUUGAUUUAUCGAAUAACAAGAUUUACUAUAUGAUUCCCAUCGAUUCAUUUGAGCUGUCUCGCCUUGAGAUAUUCAAACUAAAUAACAAUUUUCUGACAGAAAUUGAUUUUGAUGCAUGGAACGUGCCACGCUUGACAACAUUAUUCAUCUCAUCGAACAGUUUGAAGUAUAUUAAAGAUUUCAACGAAGAGAGUUUUCCUUCUCUCAAAUCGUAUCAAGAUGACAGUAACUUGUUCGAUUGUCGCUGGCGAGCUGGUUUUAUCUCAAUGUUAAAAACAUGGACCAGUCUUAAAAAUCAAUAUCACUACUCAACUACCUGCCAAAAGAGUGUCCAGCUUAGCUCAGCCGUCUACCGCAUGCUCAACAUCAACGACAUCCGCAAUGAUACCAUUGACUUCGAUGACAAACAAGAGCUGCAAAACCAACUCAACAGCAUGCUGGACACCGAGAAAAAACAUUCGCGGCAUAUCGAGUCGCUGACCAAGUUGUUGAGGGAACAAACCGAGCAGUUCAAAGUCGUAUCCGGAAAGCUUCAGGCUCAACAGACGACCAUCGAUGGGCUUCUGGCGCAAAUCGAUGACCUACAACAGCGUGUAGAGGAAAUGAAACAAAUGAUGCCACCUGCAGGACGAGCCGUUCCCAAAGGAUUACGGGAAAGGAUGAUUCAAGAUAUUGCAGAGGUGAUUCGCAGGAAUUUGGUCGAAAUUGAAGAUUGAGGUUAGGGAGUGUCAUCAUCGAAAUUGUGAACAUGUUUUUGGGGAGUAAACUGAAUUGGACUCUAUAUAUAAAAUAUUUUUGUCAUUCCUUUUCGGUCGUAUUGAAAUAUUUAUUGAAAAUCUUUCCUAAAUAUAUAAAAAUCGCUUUCA
This is a messenger RNA of Aedes albopictus (Asian tiger mosquito), 1471 nucleotides long. Its product is annotated as leucine-rich repeat-containing protein 1. NCBI's taxonomy places the organism in Eukaryota, Metazoa, Arthropoda, Insecta, Diptera, Culicidae. The transcript is spliced from 2 exons. The record is from RefSeq and is a predicted model, not a curated record. The coding region runs from base 83 to 1321 and encodes 412 amino acids. Gene Ontology annotation, molecular function: protein binding.